AUGGCUGCCAUUCUCUGUGAAAAUUGUUCUGGUCAGUACCACUACACCCACGUCAACCAACCUCUUGAAAUCAGCCGCAUGUUGCUCCUGAUUAUGCUCGGAAAAGUGUUCCUUGAUUUCUUCAUGUUGCAAGUUAAGCAAAAAAAUGUGAAAGUUAGUUUUAUGGGAAACUUUUGUGUUUCACUGGCACUUCUCGAUUUCACACUGCUGAUGAGUUUAUUUUUCAUUUUCUAUUUUGAGGACUUUGCACUCUGGGGUGUGCGAUUUACAAAGUACCAUAUUUGCUUAUUCACUCAGAUAAUUUCUCUCACCUAUGGUAUUUUGCAUUACCCGGUGUAUCUUGUGGCUGGUCUGGAUUAUUACAUGACUAUAGCCCAAACCUCUCAAUUUCCUAAAAGAGGUCAAAGAUUACUUUACGUAUUUGCUGUGGUUGUUAUAUGGAUGUCAGGGUUUUUUUGUAUUCUGAAAGUUCCUGCUGUCUAUGAAGAACUAGAAAUUCAGAACCGUUUUCCUCCUUAUCAGUGUCCUCUCUAUGCCAGCGUGCAGAGCUACUCAGUCUCCUGUGCCAUGGUGCUGCUCAUCGGCACGGCUCUCAUGACUUGUCGGAAGGAAGUUCUAACCACGCUGCUGUCUGUCAGGGUCAUUUCCUUUGCCAGUCAGCCUGUUCUGAUGUUCUCCUAUGUGUCUAACAACAACAGCACUUGCUUUAAGUGGCAGCUCCUGACCAGACUCCUCAUCUGUUUUCUUGGCACUUGGGCACCUUUUGUUCUUCUUCAAAUUAUCAUUUUGUUUCUCGGUGCUCGGAUUCCAGCCUACAUGGAGAUGAACGUCCCCUGGCUGUACUUCAUCAACAGCUUUCUCAUCGCCAUAGCAUACUGGUGUCGAUGUCACGAUGUUGAAUUGACAGAGGAGAUGUGGUCUACAGAUCCGUUUGUCAGCUGGAAAUUCUGCUUUAUGCCAUUUAACAAUGAAAACACAGAGCCAGCUGAUAAGACAGGCACAGUAAUUGUAAUCUGUUAA
Messenger RNA from Charadrius vociferus (killdeer), 1020 nucleotides. It is a transcript of the gene GPR160, whose product is annotated as G protein-coupled receptor 160. The record is from RefSeq and is a predicted model, not a curated record. The transcript has a single exon. The coding region runs from base 1 to 1020 and encodes 339 amino acids. Lineage: Eukaryota; Metazoa; Chordata; Aves; Charadriiformes; Charadriidae. Gene Ontology annotation, cellular component: signaling receptor complex; plasma membrane.